Molecule: messenger RNA, 1460 nt
Organism: Puccinia graminis f. sp. tritici CRL 75-36-700-3
Lineage: Eukaryota; Fungi; Basidiomycota; Pucciniomycetes; Pucciniales; Pucciniaceae
Exons: 4
Coding region: 197-1036 (279 amino acids)
Source: RefSeq, a predicted model, not a curated record
UGGCCUAUGGCAUUGCACACUCCGGUGAGCAUGAUUGAGCUUCCUUUCAAGCUUGCCAGUUGACUAUAAAUUCGUGAAUGCUUCCCACCCAUCCGCACCCAUCAGCAACCAGCACUUGUCCCUCGUUACUUCGUCGUCUUUCUUUUAACCGAAAUUCAUCUUUUGAAUUACAUAAUUACAUCUAAUCAAUCCUAGAAUGGCUUCCAAUCUCUUAAUAACCUUAGUGCUUUGCAUUUGUUGUUUGCCUGCUGCGAUCAUCAGUACCCAAGCCGCCGUUGAUGCGAUUUUAGGCCAGGCCCGGGCACGUGGAGGCCCGAUUUUGGUGGUCUCCGAUUAUAAUGGAGUCCUGGUCGAAAAGGUUAAGGGCCGAGAAACGUCUCCACGAUACAUGGAAUAUGUCCGGAGCAAUGUCUUAUCACCUCUUACACGAACCCAACAUACGGUUUAUGUUGCAUCUUCAAAGCCAGCAUCUCAACUUCAAACCCUCUUGGGAGAUGUUCCGCGCUUGGGAUUAUCCGCUGAGCAUGAUAUGAUGAAUAAAGCUCCAGAUUCACAUCAAUUUUCCCCCACGAUAAUUGGCUCAAGGACAUGGCAAGAAAGAUUUUCAAGAAUGAGAAUACCCAAUGACUGGAAAGUAAAGGGCGAGCAUCAGUUUUCGAAAAUCAUCCAAUUUCCCGAGGGCUAUGAUCGUAACCGAGCUCGGGGCUUUCUCGCAGCAGAGCUCAAUAGGGUGGGCGCUAGAGAAUUCGAAGCGGUUCUUGACCAAGACAAGAACCAAGUCAUGCUCGCCCACAAGGGACGAGGAAAGGGCAAAGUGGUUGAAGGACAGCUCCAGACGGGUCGCUUUAGGUAUGGAAUCUCUUUUGGCGAUAAAGCAGCCGACGUGGGCAUGCAUCAAGCCAUGCAACAAAGGGGCUUCGCUGGAGUCAUUGUUGGUCCCAGAUUGGGGCACCAGGCAGCCAGCAUGGGACUUUUUCAUCUUGAAGGUCCCGACGAGGUACAUGCCGUGCUGCAGGGAUUGGCUCAGAUCCGAUAGAAAUCGAGGUUCAGAGAUUUUGUAUCUAAGUCAAUCAAAUAUGAUCGACUACCAUUCCAAAUCAUUCUGUUGAAAUUUCCCUUGUUUUUCUCUCUCUGCCCUUAUCCUCUUUCUAGUCAUCAAAAAUCAGACCAGUCUAUAUUUCUCAAGUAGCAUGUUUUUGGUUAUCUUUAAGCCCCUUCUGAGUCAAAUUUGAGCCCUAAGUAGUCAGCCAUUCUUAACCACUCAUGUCUCUACGAUAAAUUCUUCUCUUUCCCGAUUCUUGACUGAUUUAUUUAAAACUGAUUACUUAGAAUUAACGACUCCAACAAGUUGUGAAUUAUGAGAUGCAUUCUUUUGAUGAACUCAUCCGGCUUGUCUAAAAGAGACUGAGAAGCCGGCUUGACGGGUUGGUUUCUUCCAAAAACCCAUGUCUCUAAUUUCC